AUUUCUUGAUUUGAAGCCGAGGAAGCGUCGAUUAUACCCUCUUUCGGCUGUGACAAGUCACGCUGCACAAAGUGAGCGACAUGGCGACCCCAGGGAGCUCUGAUGAAGGGGAGAUUAUGGAGCGUGGCGGUGGGAGAUCCAAGGCAACUACACUACCUCACUCUCGUGGAGCUGGUGUUGACCGUCUCGACAGACACCGAGCUAGAUCCCCUGGAUCGAGAUCGCCUGACUAUCCUCGAAGUCCGAGGCACCGCCAGUCUCAUCCAGCGCGACGAAGCCGUUCUCCACGCGGUAACAAGCGACCUCGAGAUGACCGAGACCGCUUCUCCGGCAACGGCCACGCAGACAACGACCAUCGUCGAUUCCGAGUACACUACGAAGACGCACGUGAGCGCAAUAAUCGCUCACGCCUCUCGUACGAUGACGAAGACAGGCCAUCAUACUCUUCCACAGCUCUACAUUACGACGACCGGGAUCGGGAACGCGAGUAUACCCGAGGAUCCGGUAGAGAUCGAAGCAGAGAUCGGGACUUCGACCGACAUACAGACAAACGCUCACGGCGUCGAUCGCGGACUCCCGAGAGAGCUUCACACCGUGGCGCCAACGAUCGCUCUGGGCCGCGACGCAACGAUGAACGGCAAAUGAGGAAUGGUCCUGGCGAUGGACGCCAAGCCGAUAUGCGCCGCCAACCCGAAGUAUCUCGACCACAUAAUGAGCCCUUAUCUAGCACUAAACUUGGUCGUGCAGAUGACACCUCAUUAAAUGGCAAAUCAGGCACCGACACAGUGGUCGACGAUCGAGACUUCGAAGAAGAGAAACCCGUAGACGUCGAAGCCGAGAUUGAGCGACGCCGGAGACGGCGCGAAGAGCUGCUGGCGAAGUCGCGAGGUGGGACACCGAUGCUAGUCCAAGCUCUACAAACAUCGGCGAGGGCAGUCGAAACCCCACAAUCCAUUGCGACAAGAGGAAGCACUCCAAUGGCAAUAGAUACGCCAGGAUCCGUUGUGUCGUCUCCGGCAUCGCCUUCCACCCCAUUCCGGGAUGGUUUGUCACCUGCGCCACCAGAUCUGUCCAAAGACCCUGGCUCCUUGAUGUCCAAUAGCAGGUCAGCCGCCGGUGAGGAAGACGGGCCCUCAGCUGCCGACUAUGACCCGACGGUAGAUAUGCGGGAGGACGAGCUUCGUGACGAAAUGCGACACGGUCAGAUCGGGCCACACGGAGAACGACUUCCGGUUGAUCAAAAAGCCGCAAUUGCGCCUGUGCAGCCUGACGAAGAGUUGAAGAAGGCGGAUGCUGACGAUGACGACGAUGGAUUCGAUAUGUUCGCAGAGGAGAUCGACGAGGACAAGUUGGUUGCGCCAAAGCCUAUGCCAUCAUCUACUGUCCUGGACGACCGUAAGCUCCCGGCAACACUCACUCAAGCCAAAGCUGGAGGUAUCCUGGAAGGAGACGACCUGGAUGGGUACUACAAGAUUCGUAUCGGUGAAAUUAUGGAUGGUCGCUACCAGGUACAGUCGACCCUCGGCAAGGGCAUGUUCUCUGGAGUGGCCCGGGCCGUGGACAUCACCAACAAAAAGCUCGUCGCCAUCAAGAUGAUGCGAAACAACGAUGCUUUGCGAAAGGGCGGCUUCACCGAGAUCGCGAUUCUGCAAAAGCUAAACGAGGCUGACCCAGAGAAUCGCAAGCACAUUGUCAAGUUCGAACGUUACUUUGAACACAAAGCUCACUUGUGUCUUGCCUUUGAGAAUUUGAGCUACAACCUCCGCGAGGUUCUCAAGAAGUUCGGCAACAAUGUCGGCAUCAACUUGAGCGCAACACGCACGUAUGCUCAUCAGAUGUUUGUGGCACUCGCACAUUUGCGUAAGUGCUCCAUAGUUCACGCCGAUCUUAAACCCGACAAUAUCUUGACGGAUGAGAAAUGCACCAUCCUCAAGAUUUGUGAUCUAGGUACUGCGAUCGACAAGUCGGACGCGGCGACUGCGCACAACGAGAUCACGCCCUAUUUGGUCAGUCGCUUCUAUCGUGCGCCAGAGAUCAUGCUCGGCAUGCCAUAUGAUUAUGCGAUCGACAUGUGGUCAGUCGGCUGCACACUCUAUGAGAUGUACACGGGCAAGAUCCUGUUUACCGGCAGCAGCAACAACCAGAUGCUCAAGGCCAUCAUCGAAGUUCGUGGCAAGUUCAGUGCGAAGCUUUACAAACGCGGUGAGCUCGCGCCAUUGCACUUCGACGAAAUGGGCAACUUCAUCAGCGUCGAGCAAGACAAAGUUCUUGGAAAGACGACCGUCAAGACUCUGGCUGUGGUCAAGCCAACUCGUGAUUUACGCACCAGGCUCAUGGCUGCUUCAUCUGGUCUCAGCGAAAUAGCCCUCCGCGAUCUCAACCACUUCGUCGAUUUGCUUGAGAGAUGUCUGGCACUGAAUCCUGACAAGCGAAUCACCCCAGUUGAAGCCUUGAAGCACCCCUUCUUCAGCUCGAAAACCGCUGUCGCUUUCAAGCAAAAGUAGCCGCAGCCGUCCAGGUGUGCGAAGAGCAAACUCUCCAAGAGUGCUCUCAGUCCUUGACAGCAUGGACACGGUGUUGCCCAAAACCGGACCCUGGCAGGGACAGUCAGGAGGCUUACAUAGCCUGCACGACCUCCCUUUUGGACUGGUGUCAAGUUGACGAUGUAGAUAUUCUAGAACGAUAGAAAUGUAUAUCCUCUUUGGUCCUUGCUUUUGCCGCUAUCCGCCGCGCCAACGAAUCCAUAUUUCUGGACCUGUCUCCCCAAAGCCAAGGUGGACA
Molecule: messenger RNA, 2781 nt
Organism: Microdochium trichocladiopsis
Lineage: Eukaryota; Fungi; Ascomycota; Sordariomycetes; Xylariales; Microdochiaceae
Product: kinase-like domain-containing protein
Exons: 4
Coding region: 81-2504 (807 amino acids)
Biological process (GO): mRNA cis splicing, via spliceosome; peptidyl-serine phosphorylation; peptidyl-threonine phosphorylation
Molecular function (GO): ATP binding; protein serine/threonine kinase activity
Source: RefSeq, a predicted model, not a curated record